GCGCCGGAAGCGGAAGUAGUUCGGGCCCGUCGGGCCUGCCCCUCGCUGAGGGAGCCCGGCGGGAAAGGGCGGGGUUGGUUUGAACCGUUGGCUGCCUUUCGGCUGGUCUCCUGGCAGCCGCGCCGGUUCCCCGACUCUCCUCGGAGCCCCGUUUCUCGGGGUCGCGUCGUUCAGCCCCACUGAAAUAAGGGGGAGAGAGGGAGGCGCAGGUUUGCGAGGCCUGUGGGGGGGGGGGUUAGGACACUCCCUCAGUUCACUGCACCCACCGCAGCCCCACUUCUGUGGCAUCUCCUUGAAGCCUCGCCCUUGUGUGGGGAGGGGAAGUGGGGUUGUGCCAACCCCCCCUCUCUUUCUCUGCCAGGGGGCGAACCUUUGCCCAAAGCCUCGACGUCGUGGACUGCGCGAGUUAUCCUUUUAAACACAUCUAUAUUCCGAUUGUUGAAUGAGCAGAAUGAGUGGUGAAGAAGAAACUUGGGAGAAACUGGAUUCAGAAUUUGAUCACUAUGUUGUGGAUAUGAAGCCUUAUGUUUUGAAACUGCCUCACAAAUCAGAACGUCAGAGAUGUGCCCUUUGGAUCAAAAAGCUUUGUGAGCCUUCAGGUGCGGGCGCAGGUACUGUUGGUAGGAAGAACCGGAACUUGUAUGGAAAGCUGCUUCUGCAUAUGCUGAAGAGAGGAGUGCUGGAGGGUCCCUUUACACAGAAACCAGAAACAGGAACACUGAAAACUCUUCCUUCAUACAUGUCUAUCUACUUUGAUGAACCAAAUUCAGCAAGAGUGUGGAGCAGCAGCCCAGAAGGUUUACCUGAUUGGGUCAUGGGAGAGCUGGGGCAAAGUGAUUCUAAAAUGGAUGAAUCCUGGAAGGUAUCUUUUAGAGAGGAGUCUGCUCUGGUAACCUCACCCCUUGGACACAGGGAACAAUAUACAUAUAAUGGGAAGCGAGCACUAAAGUCCCGUUCUAUGAGUCCACUUCAUCUGCCAGAAGAGAACAACUUUACCUCAAAGACACCAGAGGAUCGUCACACACACAAAAUGUCUUUGGAUGACAGUGACCUUGAAGCUCGUCUCAACAGUUGGAAUCUUGGGCUUGAAAACCCCAGAUAUUUACGUGAGAAACCUAUACCAUUUUCACUGAUGUCACCCAGGAUAGGUAUGAGGAAGCACAAUACUUCUCAAGAGGAACAGGCAUUUUCCCGCAUGUUUGAAAAGGAGCUGGAGAUGAAAUCCAAACUAAUGGAAGCUAGAAUUCAAGAAGAAAAGCUUAAAUUACAGCAGAAGCACGAUGGAGAUGUUCAGAAGAUUUUGGACAGAAAGAAUAAUGAAACUGAGGUACUGAAGACCUUGUACAAAACUAAGCAGAGUGAAGCUGAAGAGACCAUUCGAAAGCUUGAAAAAAAAGUUCAGACGCUUGUCCGUGAGUCACAAGUUGUUAGAGAAGCAAAGGAAAAGCAAAUUGCAGAACUAAAGAAGUUGUGUGAGCAAAGUACAGAUUCCUUGAACAAUGAAUGGGAGAAAAGGCUCCAUAAUGCCAUGGCUGAAAUGGAAAAGGAGAAGUUUGACCUUCAGAAAAAACACACGGAAAACAUCCAGGAACUGCUGGAGGAUACAAACGCACGACUAAGUAAAAUGGAAGCAGAAUACUUGGCACAAAACAAAUCAACUAACCAGAUGGUCAAAGAGCUGGAGGCCCGUGUCCACCAGUUGACUGUGGAAGCAGAAUCCAGUAAUUUGCAGCAUCAGAAGUUAUCUCAAGAAAAGACCAGUCUUGAGCAAGCCUACCAGGCUGUGUGCACAGAACUCGAAGAAGUCAAGGCAAGAUGCAACUCACUUCAGAAAGAAAAGGGGCGCAUUGUACAAGACUUUGAGCAGAACAUUCAGACUCUACAAAGCAAAUAUGAUGAUGACAUAGAUUUGUUGAAACAGGAACAUGCUCUUUCUGCAGUGAAAGCAUCUGAUGUGAUUGAAGAAUUAGAACAGUGUGUGUCGCAAUUAAAACAACAGUUACUGGAAUCAGAACAUCAAAGGCAGCAACAGCUGAGGGAUCAAGAACAGACAUAUAUGCAGGAGAAACUUCAUUUAGAGAGAGAUCUUGAAAAGAAGAUGCAUGGAUUGCAGAAUGACUUUGAGAAGGAGAGAAAGGAUUCUCAUAGGAGAAUACGAAAAAUGGAAGACAUGCUGAGGGAGAAGGAGGAGCAGCUGAGUCGGGCGAUGGAGGUACAGAGGCUGCAUGCCCAGCAGGCUGAUGCUGCCCUGGAGGAGUUUAAGCGGCAGGUGGAGCUGAACUCAGAAAAAGUCUAUGCUGAAAUGAAAGAGCAGAUGGAAAGAGUGGAAGCAGAUCUAAGCAGAUCAAAAUCUCUCCGUGAAAAGCAGUCAAAAGAAUUCUCCUGGCAGCUUGAAGAGCUCAAGCAAAGAUAUGAGCAACAGAUAGUAGAGCUGAAGCUGGAGCAUGAACAGGAGAAGACGCACCUAUUCCAGCAGAAUAACACAGAAAAGGAUUGCCUGGUCCGAGAACAUGAACGGCAAAUUGAGAAACUGGAAAAACAGCUUCGGGCUGCCAUGACAGAGUACGACAAUAAAACCCAAGAAUGCAGGAAGCGAGAUGUACAGAUCAUCUCUGAUAUGGAAGCCCAGAUCCACACACUGCGAGAAGAGCUCAUUCAAGUGAAUACACAGAGAAAACAGCAGCUAGUUGAACUUAGCCUUCUUAGAGAAGAAGAAAAACAAAAAACUCUUCGGGAUCAUGAGACUGCCAUGAACAAGCUGAAAGUUGAGUCAGAAAAGAUGAUUCUAGAUCUGCAAAAGUCUAAUGCCACAGAAAUGGAGAUGGCGCUCGAAAAGGCCAACAGCAGGUUGAAGCAGAUUGAAAAGGAAUACAGUCAGAAGUUUGCCAAAUCUUCACAGGAGCUAUAGCAAGAAAAGAGACCCUUGGGAGGAAUUCUGCCUAAAGACUGCUAAUACUCCUAACUCCAAAACUUGGCGUGAAAAUGGCACAGCAAUAAGAACCUAACUUGGCUGAACUGGCAGCCUGUAGGACUGACUUAAUGAUCCACAAGCAGGAACUUCUCUAGCUUUCUGCUGAAACAGCUGGCUGGAGUCCUUCCUGGGCAGCAGAUUUUCAUCAACCCUUUUUUUUUGGGGGGGGAGCAAAUCCACUGACUGGGAAGAAUAUCAGUCUGUCAUUGUAAGCAGCGGGUCUUGUUCUGGGGAACUGGGCAGUGUUAUUGGUGAUAUCUGUUCAGAAAUAUUUCAGCAAAGCAAGUUCCUCCAAGACGUGGAAAUGGAGCACCUACUGAGAGCCAAAAAGCAAGGUCCAAAUAAUUUUAUAAAUAAAUUCAUCAGUGACUGCACCAAGGAUGGGAUUCAAACUGUACAAGCAGUUUCUAUACAUAUCCUGGAGAACGAGUGGACAUAUUCUUAGCCUGUGUGUUUCUAUUUUCUUUUAAUCUGAGGAGGCUGUUGUAAGGGUUUGUACACGUAUCACAGCCUUUUAGGUCACAUUAUUGGCACAGAGACCAAAUUAAAAUACUGGACUUCAUCUUUAAUUCUGAAUGUCUUCACUUCUUGUGGGAUUUGCAUCAGCCUCACACUGUCAUUUGAACAAAGUUUUCGUAAUGUAAUGUUAAUAAUAGGUCACUUGUAACUUUCAUGUGGUCGGGCUGCUGACAACAUCAGCCUAAUCUAACACUCUCUGGCCUCUUGGAACAUUUGCUUUUUAACACCCACACACGAAAAAUAGAUUCCAAGAAAUUCUCUCUGAAGUUUGGGCAAAAUAAACAAUUACAUUUUUCUCCCCUGAGAUUUACUGCCCAAAGCAUUUCCUUGUCUAUCCGCUGCUUUCAAAAAUUUCUUAAUACAUUAUUAAAACAUCACAGCUUUUUAACCCAGAAGAACCUUAGAGUCCCAUCCAGGUAUUCUCACCCUGUGUUCUCUCUGCAAUUUUAUCUUAAUUAAGCGAAUAAUUUAAAAUUACUUGAGCUGGAUUCUUUAACGUAUGUUUCCAUGGACUCUUUUGGUGGGAUUGGGUGUGCUUUUUUAGAGCAUCCCAACUUCACAAGCCAAAUGACUAGUCUAAUGUUGUAUACAUCUACACUGUUGAAUUAGUGAUUUAGUCCCAGAACAUUGGGUAAGUAGGUAGAUGCACAUACACAUUUUUUUUCUGCUCAA
This is a messenger RNA of Podarcis raffonei (Aeolian wall lizard), 4162 nucleotides long. RefSeq names its product centrosomal protein 112 (gene CEP112). Bases 443 to 2908 code for a protein of 821 amino acids. NCBI's taxonomy places the organism in Eukaryota, Metazoa, Chordata, Lepidosauria, Squamata, Lacertidae. The transcript has 23 exons. The record is from RefSeq and is a predicted model, not a curated record.